UGUCAAAAGAGAAGAGUGGGCGUGUUUGUUUUGUUUUGAAUGUGAAUUUGAAUUUUUAUUAAUUUACGUUUUAGGCUCUUUAUUAUAUAUUUAAUGUUAAAUAUACAACUUUAUUUCACUUAUAAAUGCAUAGGUUUAGUGAAAUGUAGUGUGUUUGUUUUAAUUCAAAUGAUACUGAAAGGGAAAGUAUAAAACCACAACAGUGAUGUAACCAUGACCAAUAGGCUUAGUGAAAGCUGUUCACAGGAGUAACAUUAGAAAGUUAAUCCGUUUAAUAUUGGUUUUUUCACUGUCACUGGAUUUAUUGACUAGGUUUUUGUGACUCUGUAGUGUCUUGAGCUUCAUCUGCAUGAGAAUAAGUGUACAGUGGUUCUUUGUUGACAAAGUUGAUUUAAUUAUAUAGUAUAAUUACUCCUCAAACAAGUGAUUUUACUUUGAUAAGAACAGACAAUGAGUGCUUCUUUGUCAGAAAGAUUAAUUCCAAAAGGAAAAGUAGUGGUUAAUAAUAAUGGAUUUAUAAAAUCUACAAAAUCUGAACAUACAGACAAUUCAAAAAAUUCAAAAACAACCAGUAUAAUAUUUGUUUCACUAUUAUUGGAUUUACUUGCAUUUACUAUGAUUCUCCCACUCUUGCCUUCAUUGAUGGAACAUUACAGAAAGUAUGAUGACGAAAAUGGUUUAUAUCCAUGGCUCUUGAACAAAUUAGAAUAUUUAAGGAAUCUUGUUGGAGCUCCAGAACGUUUCAAUUCAGUACUUUUUGGAGGCUUGCUGGGUUCACUGUUUUCUUUUCUCCAGUUUGUUGCGUCUCCUAUAGUUGGAGGACUGUCUGAUGCAUAUGGAAGGAGGCCAGUUCUCAUAUCAUGCCUGGUUGGCAUAGCAUGUUCAUACGUGUUGUGGGCACUGUCGCACAGUUUUGCUGUGUUUGUGUUGGCGAGAGUGGUCGGAGGCAUCAGUAAAGGCAAUGUCAGCCUGUCAAUGGCGAUCAUCACCGAUGUUUCCACUACUGCAACCAGAGGAUUUGGUAUGGCACUGGUGGGUAUAGCCUUCUCCAUCGGAUUUAUCGUUGGUCCUGUGAUCGGUGCAAUGUUUGCACGCUGGGCACAGACCCAGGCCGGACACUCAGACUGGUUCACUGUGCCAGCAAUGUUCGCCCUCUCUCUUGCUGUCAUUGACGUCCUCUUUGUGGUUCUCUGCUUCCAGGAGACCUUGCCGAAGAACAAACGAGCAUCUAUAACUCAGAGCCUAAGUCAGGCGUCAGCUUACAUCAGCAUUCCAGCACUAUUCAACUUCACAGCUGUCACCGGCCUCUCUCACAACGAUAGUAAGGAGUUGACUAUGUUGGGUCUGGUAUAUUUUGUCUACUUGUUCCUCUACUCCGGGCUGGAGUUCACAAUUACGUUCCUGACUCACCUCACUUUUGGCUUUACUUCCAUGCAGCAAGGCUAUAUGUUCUUCUGUAUUGGUCUGGUAAUGGCCAUCCUGCAGGGUGCCUGGGUCCGCCGGAUUCCGCCUCAGUCCACCAAAAAAAUGGCUGCCCAUGGACUCCUGCUGAUCGUGCCAUCUUUCCUGUGUGUCGGCCUGGCAUCUUCUCCACUACUAUUGUACAUUGGUCUCUUCCUUUUUGCUGUCUCCACGUCUAUCGUAGUGCCUUGCAUGACUACCAUGGCGUCCCAGUUCGGCACUGACGCACAGAAGGGAACUGUGAUGGGCAUCUUCCGCUCCCUUGGGGCCCUUGCUAGAGCCAUGGGACCUGUAUUCGCAUCUCUUUGUUACUGGUCACUGGGAUCUACGCUGACGUAUUGUCUCGGAGGGGUAGCCUUGUUGUGGCCCUGGUACACGCUCUUCCGCUCCAGGCGGUAGCAUUUUUCCUUAUGUAACCAAUACAGUAUUAUUAUAUGUGUUUACAAAUAUGUAAAUAUACGUUUUUACCAUAAUGGA
This is a messenger RNA of Homalodisca vitripennis (glassy-winged sharpshooter), 1938 nucleotides long. RefSeq names its product major facilitator superfamily domain-containing protein 10 (gene rtet). The coding region runs from base 451 to 1860 and encodes 469 amino acids. Lineage: Eukaryota; Metazoa; Arthropoda; Insecta; Hemiptera; Cicadellidae. Gene Ontology annotation, biological process: transmembrane transport. The record is from RefSeq and is a predicted model, not a curated record. The transcript has 9 exons. Gene Ontology annotation, molecular function: transmembrane transporter activity. Gene Ontology annotation, cellular component: brush border membrane.